UAAAGGUGCAUACGUAUGAAAGCCACAAGUUUAAAAAAACUAGGCAAAAAUACAAAUGCCUGUUCCUCUUUAAAUUACCGGUAAUAUGGAAAUACAUGGUGCACAAAUCUUCGGAUUUCUUUGUUUUAUCGUAAAAGUGUACGGACAGCAGACGGACUGCGCGUGCUACGGAAAUGACAUCACGAUUGAUUCCCUUAUGCCUAACUGCUCUUCCUCUGAUGGUAUUAUCGUCAUAGAUUCUAUCUACAGAGCGGCAAAACCUCUUACCCUCGGGUGUUCAAACCCAGUUUCAGCUGGUACAAGAGACGAAGCCACUUGUUGUACUUAUGAUAGUGCCGCUGAUUGUCGGAUAGACCUUACAUCUUCUGAUAUACCUAACGUCUACUCAGACUGUACAGGGGUCGCCACCUGCUCCAAACAAGUCACGUGGCAAGGAUCGGCACCGGAUUGCAAUGCUACCUACAUGACCCAGACUAACUACAUGUGUAUGGAUUACACUUGUUUUCCAAAAUCAGAUUUUUUGGAGUUUUGUGAUACUUCCGGGGCGAACGUUCAAACCACACCAUCGUACUUUUUUAACGAUGGCUAUUCCUCUGGUAUUUCACAUGUCAAUUGUUGCGCAUGCGUGAUAACAGCUUCCGAUGCGUCUGCAACAAUCGGACUUGACGUCAUAGAUCUAAAUCUUUAUGAUUCCACCGCAACCUGUCUUCAGACCGUAUUUGUGACAGACAGUUCUGGAGUUUCAAGCUUUAACUGUUCACAAAAUAACGACUACGUUAUAAAAAGGUUGUUCACGUCAACCGGAAACACUCUGACCGUCACUCUGAAGUCGGAAGCAGCAGCUGUUGGUAACGGCAAGGCGUGGUUUAGAGCUUCCGCAUCAAGUGGCGGAUUAACUACUUCCUGUAGCUCUGUUGCUCAGUGCCCGGAUGAAACAACAACAACACCUGCUACAGGACAAGAAUCCGGAAAUAAUACAUCAAGCACGUCAGACAGUUCUGCUGACACUGGGAUAUUUGGUCUGUCUUUGUUGAUAUCUGCAAUCAUUAUCGCAGCCUCGUUAUUGCUGAUACUCUGCACGUGUAUUGUGUUUUGUGUAAUGUGCUACAAGUUCGGGAAGUCAAAGUCAUUUAAAGUAACUCAAGUUAGAUCCAAAGACACCGGAGAGGCACUUUCAAACAACAAGAAUCGCUCGCGUAUUUCACAAUCGAAUAGCAGCACUCAAUCUGGAGUUAGAAGUUCGCGGCCAAAUGUACAGUCUUUACGCUCAGACAACCGUAUCCCUCGAGGUCAACAAAACAGUUUGGUAUCAACAAAUACAUUUUCCACGGGAAUUAAUGCUCAAAGACCUUCCGAAAACUGGUCGAAUAGAAACCAACACUUCCAGCGCACAAGUUUAACAAGAGUUGAAAGUCCAUGGUGACACUACUUCCAGUACUGGACCCUUCAACCACUCUUAAUGUUUUAUACUUACACUUUAAAAGAUAUGUUUGUAGAAACAGGACAUUGUUAUAGUUAUUUGAGAACUACAAGUGCCAAGAAAUUCAUCCAUUGAAAAGCUUUUUAGAUACAUAUUUAUAGUUUUCUAAAUUUGGAAUUAGUAAACUUUGCCCCUUAAAAUUAUUUUGCCCUCGUAUAUAGCUAUAGUAUUGUAAAUUUAUGUAAAUAACCGAUUUUUGUUUAAAGCUAUAUUGUAACUUUUAUCUUAUAACCAGAAUUUUAUUCUUUAUUGCCUAUGUUGCAUUUUCUAAAUCUAAAGCAGCAUGCCUCCACAUUCGUGACAAUUUUUCAUGUUAAUUUUGAAAAUGUAUUUAAAAAUAAAAUAUUGUGAAGUGAUCAAGAAAAGUUAUU
Molecule: messenger RNA, 1851 nt
Organism: Ruditapes philippinarum (Manila clam)
Lineage: Eukaryota; Metazoa; Mollusca; Bivalvia; Venerida; Veneridae
Exons: 7
Coding region: 86-1423 (445 amino acids)
Source: RefSeq, a predicted model, not a curated record